This is a messenger RNA of Arachis ipaensis, 1550 nucleotides long. NCBI's taxonomy places the organism in Eukaryota, Viridiplantae, Streptophyta, Magnoliopsida, Fabales, Fabaceae. The record is from RefSeq and is a predicted model, not a curated record.
UUUUUGAAAAUUGACUAGCCGCACCCUAACGUUUAAAAAUUGACGAAUCGGCCCCUGUCUAUUCGCUCCGUUAGACAUAUCGACCCUUCCGUGGCCCCCUCGGUUGAAACUCAACGAAAAAUGCUGACAUGUGACGGUGAGCAUGUGAUCUGGCAUGUACACAUCAGCUUAAUUUCUUAAGACAAUUUGGCCCCUUCCUAGUCAUCAAAACGUCGUCGUUUGAAAGGAAGGAGAGACGCGCGUUUUAUUGACCCUCUCCCCCUUUCUCCCCCUUUUGGAACCCUAACUCAAGUAGCAACCAUGAGUGACGCAGAGCUAUCCUCAGCCGCUCAGACCCGUCGUGGUUGGAGGAAGGGUAGGAUGGGUUCGAGUAAUGCUAGUGGAGAAAAGAAGGUGAAGUUUCAACACCCUAAAUGCAAGUGUGGAAGUUAUGCAAUCAUGCAAGGAUCUGCAACUGCCAAGAACCCAGACAGGAUCUUCCUUGAUUGUUGUCACUAUCGUACAGAACGACCUCACUGCAACUACUUCAUGUGGCUGGAUGAGCUGAUUUUCUGUCAUUUUGCGCAUGAGAAAGACAUUGAUGUAGAUGGAAGAAUGUUGAUGCUAGAGAACAAGUUUGAGCAAUUGGAGCACAAAGUGGAUUUGGCAAUUAAAGAAAAUUCAAAGAAAUGGAGUAUUGGGUUUAGGGUCUAUGUCAUGGUAGCCAUGUUGAUUGUAUUAGUAGCAGUGAAAUACGCUGUAGUCUAAGACAUAGAUUGUAUGUUGUUGCAGAUGUAUGGUUAAUGUUAAAAUAUGAAAAGUUUGCUUUUGGGUAUGUAGUUACUAUGUUGUAUAUGCAUGGAUUGUGAGUUUGUUGUAUUAAUGAUAAUCUAACUUUGUGUAAUAGUUACAGAUCUAUGAAAUCCUGGACAGUGUGAUUUAUAUCCAAAAGCAAAGGAGUUUCAUUCAUAAUACUAUACACAUAGGCAUAGUUUAGUCUGCUGAUGUAACAGCUGGAAACAAAAUAAAAUGUUUUGUUGAGCUAAAUGUUUACUCCCUAAACAAAAGAUCACUAUAAAAAGAGGAAGUGUUUUUCAAGUGGGACUUCAGUCCAUAUCAAUUUUCUACCCAACAAAAAAACUAAAUCUAGAACAGCAAAAAGGGGUACCACUAGGUCUAGGGGUGUCACAGCCACGUUGUUGAUUCCACUUGCUUCAACUCCAUCCAAAUUCUGUGCAACACAAAAAAAAAUACAGGACCCAUUUAGAUUCAGCCAGGCAAAAAAAUUAGGCACAUAAAUUUUGAGCUACCAAAAUUUACAACAUGACCUGUUCUGGGGUUACAUUUGUAGGGUUUGAUUGAUGUCCAGUUGGUUGUUGCUUUGGCUUCUUUCUCUUUGGUUGCCAAUUAGGGUUUGCUGGUGCACCUUUACAUGUCCUAUGAUAGUGCCUCUUCUGUCCACAUUUGUUGCAUGUCACCUGGAAGCUCUUCUUCACCUUGUGUCUUUGUUCUCUCAUCUGAGCCUCUGCCACCACAUCAACAUUCCUCUUUUUAGUUGGUCUUCCAGGGGG